AUGUGGCAACGCUCCAAGUCUGUUCUUGUGCAAAAUAUCGACGAAGAAGAAAAUCUUAAGCAGUCACGUCGUACUUUCAAUGAAAUGAACUCACUGUAG
This is a messenger RNA of Thelazia callipaeda (thelaziosis nematode), 99 nucleotides long. The record is from the annotation of a GenBank genome assembly. NCBI's taxonomy places the organism in Eukaryota, Metazoa, Nematoda, Chromadorea, Rhabditida, Thelaziidae.